UUGGUAAGAGUAUGUGUUUCUGUUUUAGUAUCAUACUAUAGUGUGUGUUCUGGAGUAGCAUUUUUAAUUCUGUAUCAUGGGCUGUGGCCCUUGUGGGUAAUCUCGCUGGCUGUAGUCAUGAACAUUCAUGAUAUCCUAUUGUUCAACAUCAGGAUGAUAGGAUCUCUCUCUCUCUCUCUCUGCACAUGUCUGUGUACAUCUUCAUGUUUGCAAGGUCUGAGGGCAUGACAUUGACUGAUGGAUGGUAUGAACAUAUGAUAUGUAGGCAAGUCCACGAUUCUUCUAUGUUUACCAUCUAUGGAGUAUUUGAUAGUGACUGCCACUGAAAAUGAUGCUGCUAUUUCACCAAGUUUCUUGGAGGGGCUAACCUUGGAAGGUCCUAUAGGUCAUACUGUGAGGAAAAUAGCAUACUUGGCGAGAUUGCCUACAGACGAGCACCGUUUGAAAGUGGGGAUCAGUUGGUUUGUGAAGUCUGCUGUGGAUUCAGUUACAACGAUUCAGAGUACUGUUGCCAAAGUUGUUUCAGGAGCAUAGUUCAAUUGCAUCUCUCUUUUAAAGGCACACAUUCUUUUCUUUUCAUAGCUAUCAGUUGGUAGUUAUGUCUAGUUGUACAAUUGUGUCUACCUGUACCAAGGGGAGGAUAUAAACUUGUCUAGUUGUACAAUUGUGUCUACUUGUUUAUUUAUUUAUUUAUUUUUAUUUUUAUUUUUAAUUUUUUGCGACGGUAACAAGAUGGUCGCCAAAGAUCAUGUUAGUAUUUUUCUUUGUUUUUUGCGACG
This is a messenger RNA of Camellia sinensis, 779 nucleotides long. The record is from RefSeq and is a predicted model, not a curated record. NCBI's taxonomy places the organism in Eukaryota, Viridiplantae, Streptophyta, Magnoliopsida, Ericales, Theaceae.